Drosophila innubila is the source of this 828-nucleotide messenger RNA. RefSeq lists its product as uncharacterized. Bases 77 to 748 code for a protein of 223 amino acids. The transcript is spliced from 4 exons. Lineage: Eukaryota; Metazoa; Arthropoda; Insecta; Diptera; Drosophilidae. The record is from RefSeq and is a predicted model, not a curated record.
UCAAUCAUAUUCGUUAGUAAAUUAUACUCGCAACAUAAACCAAAAAUCGAAAUUGAAUUAGUUUGAGCUCUUCGCCAUGUCGGGCAAGGCAAAAGCAACAACAGAAGCUGCAGCCGCCCAAACGGCGGCAGCACAGGGCGUGGCUGCCGCAUGUGGCAGCAGCAUUGCGUAUGUGCAAUGCCAGAAUCUCAAGUACAAUGCCAUCAUUAUCGGUUGGCUGGGAGUCAUCAUAUCCAGUGUGGUAGUCUUCAGUUCCCUGAUGAUCAUAAAUAUGCAAGCAGAUGUCGAACUGUUGAUCAAACAUUUGCUGCUCAACGAUGCCACAGACAAAGAGCAGCAGUUCCUGAUGAAUCUGUUGGCUGCAUUCAGCACAGUUGCUUAUGGACUUUCAUUGAUUAACUUGGGCGUCAGCCUACUGCUGCUCAUUGGUGUGGCUCGGGACUCGAGCAGCCUGCUGUAUCCUUGGCUGAUAUAUCAUGGCGUUAUGUUCGGUUUCGGGCUUUAUUUGGGUGUAUUCUAUGCCAUGGCUGGUCUCUUUAUCGAUCUGUCUAGUUUCUUAAUGUGUUUGCUCGUCUUUGCACUGGUAUUGGUAAUCUAUUAUAAGAUAUAUCAUGAGGUUUUCACCCUGUUCCGCGUCAUGCAACAACAGCUGCACUGUGGUCCACUUUAUUGCCAGGAUGCGGAACAUGCUUGGGCUGCCAAUAUGCCGUAUACGCCGCUUUAUAUGCCACGUAUGCCCAUCAAGUAAUAAGAACAACAAUCAUCCGAUAUAUGAUGUGUAUACAGUACGUAUACUUGAUAAUAAAUGUUUGAUACAUUGUUGCCUGU